CGACGCGCUAUCUAACGGUGAUUUCGUGCACUGCGACUCGCGUACGGGCAGCGAGAGAUCGAAAAAUGGCCGUCCCACUGGCAUUUGACGGGAACUUUUACGGCAGCCGCGGACACCACCUGGUCGCGACGAGAGAGUGAUCCGGGCUACGGCGAUCUCCGGGAGCGCCGCGCGAACGACACGGCGGUGCCAGAGGAGAAUGAUGGCGAGGGAGAUGUGAAGAGAGAGAUAGAGAGAGAGAGAGAAAGAAAAGAAAGAAAGAAAAAGAGAGAGAGAGCGAAGUGUGCGCGUUGUGCGAGGGGAGAGUCCGCCGAGAGUACGUCGCGCGGUGUGUAGCCCGCCGCCGUUAGCACCAGCUAGCAGACGACAUUGCCUGCGAAUCACUCCGAGGGUUUGGUGUUGAGGAAUGUAGGCGACGAAAGCACGGAUCAAAAUAAUAACAUAACUAUGACGAGCGAGGAUCUAUUACAGCCCGGCCAUGUGGUCAAGGAACGCUGGAAAGUCGUGAGGAAAAUUGGUGGCGGUGGAUUCGGCGAAAUUUACGAGGGUCUCGAUCUAAUGACGAAGGAGCAGGUCGCGCUAAAAGUGGAGUCCGCACGGCAGCCCAAGCAGGUCCUAAAAAUGGAAGUAGCUGUAUUAAAAAAAUUACAGGGUAAAGACCAUGUUUGCCGCUUUAUCGGCUGUGGGCGUAAUGAUCGGUUUAACUAUGUCGUAAUGCAAUUACAAGGGAAGAAUCUAGCUGAAUUGCGUAGAGCCCAACCGAGGGGUGCUUUCUCGCUCUCCACUACGCUGCGCCUUGGUCUCCAAAUAUUAAAAGCUAUAGAAAGUAUUCAUCAAGUGGGCUUUCUGCAUAGGGACAUUAAACCUUCAAACUUUUCGAUUGGUCGGCACCCGUACAACGCCAGAUUAGUAUACAUGUUAGAUUUCGGUCUAGCACGACAAUUCACGACCGGUACGGGAGAAGUUCGACCGCCCCGUGCUGCCGCGGGAUUUAGAGGAACCGUCCGAUAUGCAUCAGUCAAUGCACACAAAAAUAAGGAAAUGGGUCGGCACGACGACUUGUGGUCGUUAUUUUAUAUGCUAGUAGAAUUCGUUAAUGGACAACUGCCAUGGCGAAAGAUAAAAGAUAAGGAACAAGUGGGUCUCAUGAAGGAGAAAUACGAUCAUCGAUUACUUCUGAAACACCUUCCAUCUGAUCUACGUGUCUUUUUAGAGCAUAUCCAGAGUUUGGAGUAUGCAGAUAAGCCGGAUUACGGUAUGUUGGCCGGUCUGUUUGAACGAUGUAUGAAACGUAGAGGUGUAAAGGCGAACGAUCCCUACGAUUGGGAGAGGCCGUUAAUAGCUAAUGAAGGUUUAUCAACUACUAGAUCAUUACCUACAGUAGCUGUGCCACCGGCGCUUACCACAGCUACUACUAUCAAUCAGCCUUCAGCAACUAUGCCAAAUGUGGACACCAACAAUCAAGAGAACGUAGAGCCGGACAACAGGAAGGAGUUGGAUGCCCAGCUGGAUUAUGAAAGUAUAUAUAGAAGAAAUAGACAACGUCCAAUAGAGGGGUCGCCGGUGCCAUUGUUCACAGCGGCUAUCAGCAAUCACGGUAGGGACAAAAAUUGCAACGCCACGAUACCAACAACCGAUAACACGCAUCAGCAGGUCGCACAGCAGGCUGUGCCGCCUCCGCCAGCCCAAGGAUCUCCGAAAAAACGACGCGCCGUCUCGAUGGCGGUAGAAUCUCAAGUUCCUGCGCCGGUAGAAAAGCAGGUAGAUAACGAAGGGGACGCGUUGAUGGCUUCCGCCCGUUCGGCAUCCGAAGUUCCUCGCCUUAAAAUGGUGGCAAAUGCAGCGGCACCACUCAGGAAGUCAGCAAGUGGCGCUACAUUUGCCCGUUUGCGUGUUGCAGCUACGCCCGAGGGAACGUCUGGUGAAUUGCCAAGCCCUCGCAUACAGACGGAAGUGGACGCUUCUUAUUGCUCUUACGACGUAACCAAUACGAAAUACGUCGGCAACCAAAGUCCAGUGACCGAGCAACGGGAACCUCUCCGGAGAGAGCCGAGGAGAAGAGCGGAUAGCCGGCAACAAGUAAGAGGCGGGCGUUCGGCGGUACGCGAUUGUUCGAUUACGCAAUUUGCGCAAAUAGAUGAUGACAACGUGUCCGCACUGCAGCAAGUGACGAAAGGCGGUGGUGGCUUGACCCUGGCCUCGCAGUGGAAGUCGCAGUUCGAUGACUCCGAGGAGACUGACAACGAGUGGAAGGGCGAAAAUCUGCAGAGUCCUGAGCACAAAGGGAUCAACGUCCCGUCCGUGCCGGCGCAGGCCGCAGCCGCCAACGAGGCCACGACCACUCCGGUGGCUGCGAACGCGGAUGCGAAACCCACUCAGCUGAGUUCCUCGAAUACGUCAAAUCAACAACAACCACCACCACCGCAUCAUCAUCAACAACAACAGUCUGUAAUCCACACGACGGCAUUGUCCCGAAUAAGCGAAGACUCCCCGAGGCCGACGGCGCCGCAUAGAUGCUUGAACAUCGCGGGCAUUGAAAAGUAUCCGGAGCUGCAAGGAGCACUUCCACGCGCCUGGAGCGUUCCAGCGUUGGCGCCGCACGUGCGACCUCAUCUGGAGGCUCCGUUGGUUCAGCAAGCGGCAUUCGACGAUUUACUGUACGAGGUUGACGUAAUGAGGAACGUCGCGACCCGUUACGACGAACCGAGGCAAACUCCGCCGGUGAGAAGGUCCAGCUUACCGGCGGACGUCUUCCUUCCCGACGCGAAGUUUAACACACCGAGAGGUGAGGAGGAGGAAGAGGCAGUAGCGGGAAGACUGGAGAUCAGAGUGGUAGAUGCGACUGGUGGUGCUACGAUUGUACAGACCAGUGCCGAUAGGGAACCACUGCAAAAGAAGUUAGCGAACGGUACGGCAGGUAGUCCGGCUAGUCCCAAUCCGGGACCGGAGGAGCCAUCGAUAUAUUACGACGCUACCGAGAAUCGGCCAACUGCAAACGUUGCUUUGCAAAAGGAGAGUAGCAUCACUACUGCCUCGACCACUGUACAAAACGUAGUACCACAUCGUGAUAAUAAGGACAAUAAGGAGAAGGAAACAUCUUGUAGGACAUACAUCGCUCAUAGUAAAAUACCGAUUCCCGUGAAGAGCCCAAGAUGCUCGUUAUCCGAGUCGACGCCCGAAACUAACACUCCGAAUAUCAAGGCGGGAACUGGGAGCGAAAUAGAAAAAUUGCCGGCGCCCGCGGCUGCAACUAAGGAAAAAGAUACUACUGUCAGAGGUAAACCAUUGACAGUACACGUGGAAGCGCCAGCACAUUACCGUCGCAUGCCAUUAUCUGACGCUAGACCAAUCAUGUCACCUUUAACUUCAGCCAGUUCUGCGGAAGAUGAAAAUUUAACCGGAUGUACGCCCGCUUUGCGCCGCCGAAGACAAAGUGAAAAGUAUGUGACAGACGCUAGUCAGCUCAAUCUGCAGUUCCAAAGACCGCAACACAGAACGAGACCGCAAUCCGAAGUAUUGCCGAGGCUCUCUCCCCGAGGUGUACCCUCGCAUCUUCUACGGGAGCCAGGUAAAAAGUCCGAGGAGAGCAGUGAGAGUGAUUCUAACAGUAGUGGACCACCAAGAUCCGCACGUCAACCGCCACCGCCGCCUACAUCAUUGCCACCUCAUAUAGCAGAGAAUAACGCUAGAUGCCGCCGUUAUUGGCCCAUACCGGAUGCGACGGUCGUUAGCAGAGAAUCGUGAGAUUUGGUGUUCAGAAUGACAAAUAGUCUCAGUUUGUGUUAGGAACGAGGGAGAAGGCUUUACUGCUCAACCAACUGAGAGUAUGUGAUAUCAUUUUGGGGCAGCGAAAACACGCAAUCUUUCUAUUCAAUCAAUACACGCCGUCGGAUACGCGGAAAUUUUCAACGAGAGAGUGCAUAUCUGUGUACCUACGAGAAAGCAGAGAGCUAGUAACUGUUCGUUUAAUGCGCGAGAAUGUAGCUGUCUGUGAGUGCGUAUUCGAGUAAUGCCGCUUUAAUUAACUGCUGAAAUUUCUCUUGAGCGAAUUCUUCGGGGAAGAGCAACGCCUUUCCGAUCACGUCCGGGACAUGAGACGCUCAACAAAUUUCAAUAAAUUACACAAAAGCGUACGUAACGUUGCUUUCAGUGUACAAACAGUACAACAGGUUUGAUCGUCCGGUCUCAUUUGAAACGAUCGUUUGUGAAAGAUUGCUGCUUUUAUAUAUUCACUGUUCCUCCGUUUACCAAGUUUAUGUCACAGCAUAAACAUGUCCAUCCAGUAUAUCUAGAUUUUAUGUACUAUAUUGUAUUAUUUAUAUAUUUUGAUUUUUUUUUUUUUACAUCUGUGUUGAGUUUAUAUAAUUUGGAUACAUUAUGUGUAUGUUACCAGAGCUCGAUGCUUUUACGAAAUUUGAUAAAAUCGUUUUUUGCAUGGAAAUGUCGGAUACACCCGUAAUAUUUAUUUUUUCAUCUGUGUCGGAUUUGCUAGGCGAGUUUCGUGAGAUUUACGAUUCUCGUUUAGCGAGCCAAUACAGCAACACUGUUAUCACAAUGCAAUUAUUGUUUCAAUAUUUACUGUUGUACACUGAAACGUAUUUUAUUUGUUAAAAUAAUAUGAAUAUUUUAUAUCUCAAGAAGAAUGAGAGUACUUGGCAAAUAUGAUUUCAUUAAAAUCGUACUCACCCCAUUUAUAAGCGUGCUUUAAAUUAUUAGUGAUUCAGAAUUGUUAUCUUGGUGAUGAGCAUAAAUCACGUAAAAGUAAUUUAACGAGUUUUGUGGAUAACAUAAAGAAGCAUAUGGACAAUAGAUAUUAUUUAGCGUCGCAGGAGAAAUACGACCUUAAUGAAGGAGUGACAGUUCUAGUAUAAUUAUCAAAUUCGGGCCAAAUGUACUAGUCCCCUUAAUAGCCCGUUAACAAAAUGCAAUUUUGUUCGCAUAUAUAUACAUGUAUGCAUGUAUGUAUGUAUACAUAUAGGAUCUCAGGUUCUACGUGCGAUCUCUUUCAUCUAUGGAUCCUUGGAGUAAUUUGAAUGUGAUGUCAGGUAUCGAGUAAUUUUUUUUNUUUUUUUUUUUUUUUUUUUUUUUUUUUUUUUUUUU
This is a messenger RNA of Dinoponera quadriceps, 5100 nucleotides long. RefSeq lists its product as uncharacterized. The transcript has 15 exons. NCBI's taxonomy places the organism in Eukaryota, Metazoa, Arthropoda, Insecta, Hymenoptera, Formicidae. Gene Ontology annotation, molecular function: protein serine/threonine kinase activity; ATP binding. Bases 448 to 3744 code for a protein of 1098 amino acids. Gene Ontology annotation, cellular component: nucleus; cytoplasm. The record is from RefSeq and is a predicted model, not a curated record. Gene Ontology annotation, biological process: peptidyl-serine phosphorylation; signal transduction.